Molecule: messenger RNA, 2586 nt
Organism: Prionailurus viverrinus (fishing cat)
Lineage: Eukaryota; Metazoa; Chordata; Mammalia; Carnivora; Felidae
Gene: CLMB
Product: chromosome unknown C16orf74 homolog
Exons: 5
Coding region: 1901-2131 (76 amino acids)
Source: RefSeq, a predicted model, not a curated record
UGCCGGCCGGGCCCUGGGACAGGGACUGAGAUCCCAGCUGAGGAUGCGAGGGCUGAGGGGGCUGAAGGCAGGCAGGACGGUCCUCCAGGCCUUUCCUGCUCUGUGCGUCCCGUCUGCUGGAGCAGGGGCGGGAGAGCGGCUGAGCCAGGCUGGUGCUGACACUCGUGGAGUCAACAGAACUGCAGAAGGCUGGACCGGCCUGGAAAAUGGCCCCGUGGCCGUUUCCCUCCCGCUUCAGAGGUGUCUUGGGGCUCCCUCGCUUACCCCGGGGACCUUGGGUUCAACUGUGCCUCAGCUCCUGUCCCCUAGAUGGGUUCUGUCAUGACGAAUGCCGCCUGAAGUGGCCAAGGGAGGGGGGCGGGUGAGAUGAGCAGAGGCCGAGCUCAGCCAUCAGCUGAGCGGACUGCACACCCCAGCACGGCAUUUGCUGAAGCACUGGAAUUGCGGGGCCCCUAAAGAAACUCUAGGAAGGGAGAGUCACAAAGGUGUCCCACAGCAGUGACCAGGGCACAGCCUCAGGGCCUGAGUCACAGGUCCUCAGACACCGAGGCUUCCCACGGGGAGCAGGAGACCCACGUCCGCCCCUCUCCGGCCCCAUCUGCCUCUGGUUCCAGCUGCUUGUCGGCGUGGCGGUGGGGUCUGGGCCCUGGACAGCCCAGCACGCCAGUACCCCCCGGGCCUCUCCGCUGCCUCGGCCUCCUGGGGUCCACAGAGGCUUUCAUUCCAGGAACGCUCUUCACUCCCGCAGGCUCAGAGCCUUGUAGCGAAGCCCUCGUUCCUGCUCCGGAGUCUCCGAAGCUAAGUGGUGGCCUGGGGAGCCUGCUGGGAAAAGAGGCCCAUCUGCUUGCUGCCUUCCCAGAAGCGGCAUGGCGACUGGACGCAGGGGGGCCUCGCAGGCCUGAGCAAGCGUCCUUGGCUUGUCCUUGGCCACGGCUGACUCGCUUCUUACCAGCUUACUGGAAAUCCCUGCUCUCGGCCAGGCCUGUCUUAUUACCAGACACAGCCCUUGGCCACGUGUGAAGUCCUGUGGCUCCGCCCACAGCGUGUCCUUGUGCUCGUCCGCUCUCUGCCCUGGCCUGCGACAGGUCGAAGCCCCCAGGUCAGGAUCAGCCUUGCCCUCUCGCCCCGGCACUGCCUGUCCGCAGCUCACGCGGGCGUCCUUGGAGCACCCCGCCUCUUCUGCUUUCCCGCACGAGGGGAGACCCGCCCCAGUGUGGUGACAGAGUGCCAGGCACACCCGGACUUGGGGACUCACUGGGUCUCAAGGCAAUUCAUCGCCCCGUUCCGAUUGCCAGAAAUUUCCCCUUCUGUUACGCAUAAGCUGUGUCCCGCAAUCCCCUUCUGACCCUGGCGGCAGCCCCCAGGGCCUCCUUCCCAGGAGAGCUUUUCAGAAAUAGUGACCUCCUCCACCUCUUCCCCAACCCCCCCCCCCCCCCCCCCCCCCGCGCCGCCACCGUCGUGGUUUUGACUCCCUUCACCACGUGGAUUCUAUCUCCAGUCUGUCCAUUCCUCUGUCCUCAAGGCCGGGAACUGGGGAUAUGAGCCAGGGAUUAAUCGCACGGAGUAAGCUUCCGAAAGUCACGGGGGCCAUCGGAAGGCCUGAGCUUAGAGAUAAUUUCCCUUCUCUGCAAAGGCCAGGCAUUUAGUCCAAAUGGGCAGAGUCGGGCGAGGGCCAGGCCAGCAGGGGACAGCAGCCACAGCCCAGAUGGCCAUCCCAGAAACACAAGCUACCAUCCCCAGCCUGAGACGCAAGACGGCCACUGAUCUCUUCUCCUAGAGGCUCGUCGCCGCGGCCCCCGGAGCCCGGCCGCCGCCGCCACCAGCGCCCGGGUGGGCCCCGUGCGGCCCGGGCGCGGCUCCGCAGUGAGCCCCCCAGGAAGCGGCCUGCGGACGCGCCGCCAUGGGGCUUAAGCUGUCCUGCCUGAAAGGCUUUAAAAUGUGUGGCAGCAGCAGCAGCAGCAGCCAUGACGAGGCCCCCGUCCUGAGCGACAAGCACCUGGAUGUGCCCAACAUCAUCAUCACCCCCCCGACCCCCACGGGCAUGAUGCUGCCGCGGGACUCCGGGCAGACAGUCUGGCUGGACGAGGCAGGGCCGUGCCCAGAGGACGGAGACAUAGACCCCGAAGCCUGAGGAAGGGGCACGGGUCGGAGAGCGUCCUCCCCGGCUCCUGCUCCGGCCGGCCCCGGCUCCACAAGUCCCUGGGGGCUUGGCUGCCUGGGACAGAUGCGCUGCGUCCCCUGGUCAGGAAAACAAAGGCUCCUGGUGCCCGGCAGGUCGCAGGACGAGCAAGGAAGGAGCCCUGCUUGCGUCCGGAACCGUGUUUCCCAGGCCCCACUGAGCGGACCGGACCUCUACUGCCCACGCAUUCGUGCUGCCCCCGGAGCCGUGGCGACGGCCGUCAGGACGCGCUCACCCUCCCCGCGCCCCGGGCCACCCAGACGGGCACGCGGGAGGUCCACACACACUCAAGAACUCCUUGCAGAGGAGUGACUGUUUUGUACAUGUGGUUUUACAGCUACCGAAACAGCCCAAAAAGUGGCUUAUGAUUUCUUUUUUGCAUUAUAAAUAAAGGCCAUCUGUAACGA